GUGUAAAAUAAAAUCAAACAUUUUGUAUUCAUUUAAAGUAUGAUAUAAAGUAUUAAUUUUAAAAAAAAGUAACAUAAAAAUCAUAUUUUAUACCUUUAAAAAAAUAAAUAUGAAAAUAUAUGAAUUUAAUUUAUAAUUAAUAUGAAACAUCAUUAUAUAUGAAAUAUACUUCUCAUUAAAUAUAUUAAAUAUAUAAAUAUUAAUACUUUCUAACCUCGCAAUUAUUUUGUAAUUAUAUUGAUUAUAUUGAAUAAAAGCUCAUAAAAAAUGAUAACAAUAAUAAAAUAAUCAUCAUAAAAAGCAUAGAUUGCAAUACUUGUUUAAUUAUAUUAUUUUAAAAAUAAAAUAAACAAAAUACAGCAUGGACAAAUGUUUAAAACAAAUAAUGUGGGUGUCGUGGACUCUGCGAAGUCGAGCCUUGUUCUUAAAUUGUAAUAAAGUAAAAAAUAGAAUUUAUUUUAAUAAUUCACAGAAUUAUUGGAACACAUCUGCAGAAAUUUAUAGGUCGGUAAAUCUACUGCCAGUGAAAAAAAUAAUGGAUGAAUCGUCGACACUAACGUCGAAUGAUACCAAACGCAUAUUAGAUUCAAUUACUAAUGAAUGUCAAAAUAUGUCGUUGAACGAUGUCUUAAAUGUACUAUCGAUAAUAGCUGGGAUAGCCAAAGACGAAGACGAAACAUUUCAUUUUGGAGAUCACGAAGGAUUUAAACUUCUUUGCAAUCAGAUACAAGAACAAAUAAGACACAUGAACCUACGUAGUGUUAUAAAAUCUCUUAAGUUAUUGAACUUGCUAAAUACACCAUCAAAUACAAUGAUAAUGCAAAGUUUGCUACAAGUAAUAAAAAGUAAUAUAAACCAACUGGACAUCAAUCAAAUGCAUUUGUUAGCAGUAAUAUUAAAAAAAAUGGAACCAACGCCGUUAUCAUCAGCAUUACAGAUAGCAUUACCCAUGCUACUUCCAAAUAUUUUAACAAAAAAGUUUGAUUAUUCAGAUUUUAAAGAAUUGGCAUUGGCAUUGAAUUACUUGAAAUAUGUGGAUGAACGCUACAUAUUUAUUAAAAUUUAUCAAAGUAUACAAUCUGCACUAGUGAACGAUUCUAAGUCUGUUUCAGUGACAACUCUUAAAAAUAUUUUUAUUUCAUUGAGUAUGCUGUCAAAUGAAAAACAAAUCUCUAAAGAAAAUAAAAAAACCAUAAGUAUGAUACGCGAAGCGCUUUUUCAGAACAUUAAUAAAAUGACGCCAGCCGAUAUAGAAGAAUGUUUAAAGGAAAUAUCUAGAAGCAUGAUAGAUAAGGAAAUAUCUCAUAGUUAUGAUACAACGUUCAUCAAUGAAUUACUUAAUGUUGUGAUAAGUAAAAAUUUGAGUGUAAAUACUACUUACAACAUUACAAGAUAUUUAAAUAAUAUUAAUUUUGUUUAUCUACCAUUCAUAGAAUUUCUAAUAACUGAAAUAUUAAAAAAAGAAUAUAUAGAGAAAGUAGAUGCAUAUUCCUUACAAGAGAUUUUACAAAUAUUGUCUAACGCUGAAUAUCACUCAGUUCCUUGGCUUAUUCUGGAGAAUAAAUUAUUAGAAGAUAAAUUUCUAAAUGAAACUCCAGUCAAAGUAUUACUUAAAUGCGGCGUUCAUUUAGCAGCGUUAAAUAAAUUUUAUCCUAAAUUAUUGUCCAAAAUCUUUUCCGAGACAAAUAUAAAAUUAUUAUCUUCAAAUAUAGGAAAUAAUAUACAUUCUAAAAGAUUGCUUUUUUUGCAUCAAAGCGUCAAAUCAUUAUAUCCGUAUUAUUUUGGUCCUUGGCCUAAUUCAUCUAUUCUUAAAUUAACACUCAACUCGUUGGAUAUAAAAUUUACUAACACAUUAAGAAUACAUGUGGAAAAAACAAUGGGAGGUCCUGGAUAUGUGGCGAGUAACUUAAAAACAAAAUUAGGACAUAACAUUCAUCAUGCUAUAAUUUUGCGAAAAGGUGGAUAUCCCACUGCAUUUAAUGUAAAUAAUCCUAAACCUUUCUCAAAUUUUAAUUAUUACGUUGAAGAUUUGCAAUACGAACCAAACCUUAUCAUUGUACUCAUUGUAGCAUAUCCUUCCCAAUCAUAUGCUAUUAAUACACAAGAAUUAUUAGGUGUUUGGAAAUCACAAAUAAUAUGUAUAGAAAAAUGGACCGGAUAUAAAUGCAUCGCGAUAAACAUAAAUAAAUGGAUAAAUUUGCUACCACACGAAAAGAGUAAAUCUAUUAUGCAAAAAAUAAAAGAUAAAUGUUCUGAUAUUUUUGAAAUAACGUAAUAUUACCAAUGGAUUUUUUAAAGAGAAUAUUAAACAGUUUUAAUCAAGAAUAUAGAUUUCGUAUUUCUUUCACAAUACGCAUAUAAUUUAUACGAUUUUUUUGUCUCUUCGAUAAACUAUUAACUACAAAGCGUAUGUCAAAAUUAAAAAAGAAAUAUAUAUUUUUUAAUUUCUAAUAUUAAAUUUUAGUUAAGAUAUUUUUCUUUUUAUUUAUAUAUAAAGAAAAGUUAAUAUAUCGACAAGAAAUGAAGGAAGUUUGGUAAUUAGCAUAGUAAAGUUAUAGCUAAUAAUAUUUAAGGUAAAACCUAUUAUAAUAUUGUUAUACCAUUUAAGGUAUAAACAUGUUAUUAUUGGCAAAAUGUUUCUUGUAUGUACAUUGGAUACAAUUAAAAAAAAGUAAUAGAUUUAAAUCGUAUGUUGUAUAUAAUCAUCAUUUUAAUGAAAAAUGAAUAAUAUGAAAAUUUA
This is a messenger RNA of Polistes canadensis, 2740 nucleotides long. RefSeq lists its product as uncharacterized. The transcript has 6 exons. The record is from RefSeq and is a predicted model, not a curated record. Bases 362 to 2275 code for a protein of 637 amino acids. Lineage: Eukaryota; Metazoa; Arthropoda; Insecta; Hymenoptera; Vespidae.